Messenger RNA from Anopheles arabiensis, 8085 nucleotides. RefSeq lists its product as uncharacterized. Lineage: Eukaryota; Metazoa; Arthropoda; Insecta; Diptera; Culicidae. The transcript has 6 exons. The record is from RefSeq and is a predicted model, not a curated record. Gene Ontology annotation, molecular function: zinc ion binding; protein binding. Bases 1213 to 6138 code for a protein of 1641 amino acids.
ACUUGCAAGAAGAAGAAGAAGAAAGUGCCUUGGUCUUACGUAGCAUCUAGCGAUUGCAAGAAGAAAGUGUCCGCGUUGCGCUGCCUCUUCUUCAGUGCGUAGAUGGGCGUAGAAAAAAGGGUCCAAAGUGAACUCCAACUUGCUGGCGCGCAGAACUAGAUCGCCCCGUAAAUGGUAGUGCAGUGAUCGGACCAAAGGGAUCCAAGUGUUAAUGAGGCAGCUGCAAACGCGGUACCGUGGACGAGCAGUGUGGUUCGGUGGGGAGCGGAAGGCUGCAGCCGUCCUGCUGUUCGGAGGCGCAGAGGAGAAAGCUACGAACGCUACCACCACGACGAUCCAGCAGCUGUGUGCGGUACGAGGCCCCAGCGCCCGCUAAGGCCUGCGAGAGACAUCUGGCAGCCUUCCCGUACGUCUUACCGCGAGAUUAAGCAACGCACACAGCACAGCACAAAACUCGAACGAGAAGAAUCCGGCCUGUGGUGCAGGCAGGUGCUGACUUUGGCGUGAUAAAGUGAACCCCGUCAAGCUGCUGUGGUGAAGUGAUAAUAAUUGGAAGCAGUCCAGUGUGGUCGCGUGUUAAUAAUAUUGGUUGGAUACGGAGAACACAAACACACACACAUACACCUACACCCGCAUACACAUCAUUCCGUGGCACUGCAGCAGGCCGAGACGCGUACGGCCCCAGUGGAUGUGAUAAAGAAGGCGCAUGCAAGAGGUAUAUGGCCAGUGGUUUGAAACAGCAGCCGUGUCAUCAUCACUCGCUAUUGUGACCCGCUCGCCGUCUGUGUGGCGGAUGUCAGCCUGAUUUCGCUCCCCGUCAGGUCGUCUCUCGCGGAUAACUUUGUUUGCGCAGGUUGCUGAAACGGAUAUUUAUCGGGUCUGUGUUGUCUGAUUAACGCUGCAAUAUCCAGGCGAUCCAAGUGUGCUAGACGUAGUUCGAUGUGUGUGUGUAUGUGCAGUGUGGCAGCAUAUUUUGCCUCAGUGUGGUGUGUAGUUGAAGCACUGCAGUAAACAUCUAAAAUAUUGCGCACUUGCAAGUGUCCGCGAGUAGUGAUAUACAGUAGCAAACCGGAGGAAUAAAAGAAGAACACGGCGAUAGACCCGCAUUGCAUUGUCGCAUGAGAGGUGUGGGCUAGGAGGAGGGGAGCCCUUUGUCAUAUCGAUUUUGACCUUCAAUCCAUACCACCGUCACCACACCCCACGGACGGCACGAUGUGGACGCCGUCGUACGAUAUCAUAGUGGAAACGUUGACCGGCUCCGAGUUCGAGGUGACGGUCAACGAUCGCGAUACGGUUGGGUAUCUCAAGUCAGAAAUACAAAAAUAUGAAGGAAUACCCAUCAGCCAGCAGCAUUUGCUGUACAAUCACAAGGAGCUAAGUGACGCGAUGGAGAUGAAGGACAUCCCGCUGGUGAAAGGGUCGCGCGUCAAGCUCGUCCUCGGCAUGAAGGGAGGACCGAUCUCCUCCAAGCGGCUGUUCACCAUCUCCUCCGACUACGACAACUGGCUGGACAUGAGCGAUGUACUGUCUGGGGAAGAUCUUAUGAAUCUACAGAGUCCAGGCUUAAAGCUGCUGCUGUACAAGGACAACAAGAAGAACGUGCACCGACUGAUGAAAGUGCGGGCCGAGAAGGGCUGCGACGGCAUGAAAGGAUCGAUGUCGCGCUCCAUCAUCGGAAGUGGUGCUUCCGGGCAGGGCACGUACGGACCCGGUGGCCCGAUGAGCCAGAAAGAACGUGACGCUGCAGUAACCAAGCAGAAAAUGGAUCAAAUAAAGGCAAAGCUAAGCAUGAAAAAGAAAAGACUGGGCGGUGCACAGGCUGCCGACAGAGCGGUAGGGAACGAGGCACCGGAAGCGGGGUCGGAAAAAUCCGCACACCGAAGUGACGGUCGUCCCGCCGCUCCUGGUUCGGCAGACAUCACCGACAACACCGUGGGUAGCAACAAGACGCAGAUUCGCAACGCAAGCCGCAUCCGGCACAAGAAACACCACCAUCACUAUCAUCAUCAACCGCACCAUCACCCGCAUCAUGAGACUGUCAUCAAGGAGGAAAAGACACCCAUCGGCUACCGACCGGGAGGAGGGGCGGGGGGUAGUGGCGGUGCAACGGCACUCGUAGCCAGCGGGCACAAUCCGCCCAUGGUGGGUACGAUCGGGUCGAUGCUACCGAGCGCGGGUACAGCGAGCGCUCCGCACCGCAAAUCCAUGCCCGCCGUGAUCGACCUCGGGCGGUCGGAGCAGGAGCAGACCGUGACACCGUUCGGCUACGGGUUAGUUAACCUGCUGCACGGUGGCACUGCUGCCACCGCAACGGCCGGCCGCUCGCCGACCUUGGAGCUGGAGAAGCGGUCCCAAAUCCGGGAGCAUCUGCAGCGGAACCGUUCCUUCAAAACGAUCAGUGCGAAGAAUCUGGACUUUGCACGCGACGGCUCGUCUCAGACCGGUGGUGGUGGUGGUGGCAGUGGUUUGAGCGAUCGACACACCGGCUCGGCCGGUCUGGAGCGAUCGCUUUCCUUCCACUCCAACGGCAUAUUGAGCCGAAUGGGGUCGGAAACGACGCUCGAUGCGGGAUACAGCAACAUUCGGCGCUGCACUGCCGGGGGCAGUCAGCUGCGCGGCAAUCACGCCGGCGGUCUGGGCACGCGGCUGGCCGGUGUUGGGGGCGGUGCCGCCUGUACCACCCAGUCGCUGCACAAGCUGGACGAAAGUCGCGUAUCGUCCGCCUCGCUGCACGAUCUGAUCGAGCUGCUGAAGUACACCCAGUCGAAGCAGCGCACCAUUUCGAACGAUUCGCUCAACAAGCUGAUGCUGAACUACUCGAAGAAGGUGCACCAUCUGUAUCACCAUCCACCGGCGGGGAAGAAAUCGCUGCCGGAGAUAAACCCGUCCCUUAACAACAUCGAGGAGUAUCUGCCGGACUACGACUACGGGCUGAAGGCUUCGGCGGGAACAACGGCAACAACAGCUGGGGCGGCGGCAGCAGCAGCAGCGACGACAGCAGGCGGCGGCGCCGUACCAAAGAUGGUGACGCGAAGCGAGGACGGGCUGGAUUGUAAGAUUGCUUCGGCGGAGUACGCCUUCAAGAAUGCGAGCACGGGCGGCAUGGACAAAUCCUUUCGCACGCUCUACAAGUCAACUUCCGAUGACAGUAGCGUGUACGAGCUGCCGAAGCUGCUGAUUCGCGAGGAUUCUCCGGUCGAGUCUUUUCUUGGUUCCUAUGCGCAGCUGGAGACGGUUGCCGCCGCAGCGACGCGCCGUGGCGAAUCGCCCAAAAACAACUUCACGUCCACAACCAGCCUGCAGGAUGUGGAAGGCACCAAUGCGGUCGAUGCACCAGCUCAACCGAUGCUGCCGGAUCACGGCAGUCUGCUGGAGCUACGACCAUUACCGGCGAACCCCCCGGCUGCUGCUGCUAUCGUCGGGGAGGCAACGCUGGCGUCGGAAUCGUUAUUUCAGCUCGCGCAGAUAGCAGCCGAAAGCGUCAAAUCGAGCGCCGGUACUACUGCGGCCUCCUUAAGCUCGAGCUCGUUGUUCGGCAGCAAUAACAGCCUGACCGGUGCUGGGGCAGUCGGUGGCGACGGUGCACAUUGUGCUGCAAACGGCGGAGGAAGCUCUUCUGCUGCCUGGUGCCAGCACUGGAAUCACCGGCAACAGCACCACCAACAGCAGCAGCAGCAGCAGCAGCAUCACGAUGUUCCUUUCACCACUGCAAGCCUGCAGCAGCUGAGCAAUCCGCGCCGUCAUCAUUCGGACUUGGGUAUCAACGAGCUGGAGCUGAAGUUUUUCCACACCGAUGUAGACGCGUCGGAUCGCAUUGCUGGGCGUGACGCAGCAGCGAACGGUGCCGGUGAUUACACCAACCUAAUCAAGCUGCCGGCAAUAUCGAACCUGGGCGCGAGCAAUGGUUGGCUUCAGCUGUCCUCGUGGGAUACGGUGCGCUUCGGGCGGGAGGACGAGGAUGCGGACGAUGAGGAGGUGCUGGACGAGGAGGAAGUUCCCGACCACGAGCAGCGGGACGAUGACGAAGAGGAGGAGGACGAGGAGGAGGAGCAGGAGGAGGAGGAGGAGGAAGAGGACGAAACGGGACAGGAGCAGGACCGGGUGACGUCGUCUUCCUGCUCCUCGAUACGCAGGCCGCGCGAGUCGUCCAACUCGACCAGCUUCAUCCACAGCCACCUGUCGAUAUCCUCCGACGAGGACGAUCUGCUGAACGUGGCGGAGAUGCGGGGGGACGGUGUUGGGGCAGUCGGCAGUGCGUACAAGCCGGGCGGCAACAAGUCCAAAUCGAUCGACCUGAACGAGUUCCGCAAAGCGUUCGGCAGCAGCCCCACGCUGCUGAACGGCUUCCGGGGCGGAACGAGCUGUACGCGGCUCGUGCCCCAGCUGUCCCGGCUCGAGACGAUCCCGUCGCAGUACCGGCGCGGCUACACGAACCUAAACGACGCGUGCCUGUCGAGCUCCACGUCCGAGCUGGAGUGUGUGAGCAGCGGGGCGGCAAAGAAAAAGCACCAGGGGCUGCUGCCACCGACGCGGGACGACGCGAGCGGCCUGUCGUCCACGCUGCUAAAGUACCGCAAGGAUGGCAGCGUGCCGUACGUGCGGAGCAAUGAAAAUUUGAACCGCUACAAGGUGUCGCUGUGCGCGGGCGCCGCCUCUUCAGCCCGCCGGCGCAUGGGCGACAGUGACGAAACGCUGGCCGGCGGAAGCGACGCGCUGUACCUGCGCCAGCGUCAGCAAUCGAUCGGGGGCGGCCGGCAUCUGCCCAGCAUUCGGGACCAUCUGGCCAGCAUCGCGGACUCGGAGGCGAACGAAACGGCCGACGGUUCGGGCUGUGCCAACGGUGACAGCACGCGCUCGAGCGGUGCUUCCGAGGAGCACGCAAACCGAUCGUUCGUUGUUGGCGGAGGUGGUGGAGGUGACUUUGAGUGCCGGUUUUCCCGCCUCAGCUGCUGCUCCGCUCCGGGAGGCGAGGGGCCAACGGCGAAAGCGUACUCGCCUGGCGGCGGCAGCAGUCGAGCGGCGGAACGGACCAACUAUCGCCACAAGGACCACUCAUCGGCGGCAGUGGGUAGCAAUCGGGGUGGUUUGAUGCGAACCGCUUCCUCGAUGGACGAUCGGUGCCGUUUCCUGUUCGGCGAGGACGCGACCUCGCUGCAGUACAAUGGUAACCCGUCCUCGACGCCGCUGCGACCCUCCGACUACUACUUCCCCUCGGACGAAAGCUUGUUCAAUAUGGAUUCGUUUUUUGACGAUUUCGUUGAGAUUGACACGAGCGACAUCUUCGAAAGUGCCGAGUUUAUCAACAUUAACUCGGGCUCGGGCGGCAGAAAGGGCGAUUCGGGCAGCAGCGGCAGUUCGGCGGGACUGCUACUGCCCGAAAUACACCCGGACCGGCAUCAGCGCUGCUCCCCACAGCAGCAGCAACAGGCGCCACAUCAUCCAAAACAUCAGCAUGCUUCCUUCCCGGCGGACGAGAGCUUGGAGCUGCCGCUCCGAGUGGUAAGCAGUUCGAAACCCUACACCGCCUCCUCCGCCCCUGCCGGUGACGCGCGAAAGCAGUACUACCGUGCCGUGAACGGUCCGGUUGGUUCGGCGGGUCGCGCGAACGCCGACGGAGAGAUACACUUUUCCGCCCGCCGGGCGUUCCUGCAAGCGGGCCAAGGCGUGCAGCAGGAAGAGGAAGAGGAGGAGGAAGAGGACGGCAUUGCUUCCAUCAUCCAGCACAUCGAUCGGGACCAGCUGUGCGACCAGCGGGCCUCACUGCCCGGUGCAACAACGAACGCUUCGGCUAUCAUCGUGCACGACGAUAAGGAGCGACUGCUGCGCCUCACGGACGAACCGACCGAUCGAAAGGCGUCCGUCAUCCUCAGCGGCGGCGGCGACGCCAGCGGUCCAUUGGUAGCGGAUACGCAACACCACACCACGGAGCAGAUCAAGUCGAAGAAGCUGCGGUGCGCCCAGUGCAACAAGAAGCUGGGCGUCAUCAUGAUCAUGAAGUGUCACUGCGAGAAAAUCUUCUGUGCCCAGCACCGGUACGCGGAGGCCCACAACUGUUCGUACGAUUUCAAGGUGGAGGGCCGCAAGAUACUGGAGAAGAACAACCCGCUCGUGGUGGCGGACAAGCUGCCGAAGAUUUAAAUGUUGGGCGGAGCGCGCUGGUAAAAAAAAUGUGAUUGUGAUUGGAUUUGGACAUCCUAGUGAUGAGAGUAGAAAGGCUGCAGCAAGAGUAAAGGUGAUAAUUUACGAUUGGAAAGAGAGCGGAACAGUGGAGCACAAUUUAUCGAGCUAUAAGGGAGACAAUAGAACCCCUUUUUUACGCUCUCCCGUAGCGUGAUUUUAGUUGUGAACGGUUCUAAAAUAGCAUAUGAGUUUAGUGUGAAGUUUUAAUUUGAAGCAUUUCAAUUAGAGAUACUAUUCGCUAACCGAAUACGGAGAAAGCAAUGCCCAAGCGCCUUGUGUGUGGGGCAGUUGGGGUGGCCGUGCUGGUUCCAGGCCAACCAGACGAGCUGUGGAACUGUUACCAGAUUUUGUUCGCCGUGAGCAAAACGUUUCCCUGUUUCUGCCGCUUCCCCAACUGCACCGUACGAAAAUGGAUACGGUAUGGUGUUGCGAAGCAAUAAGCUGCAUACUGCAAUCACUGCUGGUAUGCGCCUUGCAGCUGCACCGAAGGCUGUGCCUGCACCCUGUGGUGGUGGUGGGUUGUGGAGGUAGUACCCACAGAAAAGUGUGGGAGGGGGUGGGGUGGGGGUUAAUCGCACUUAUUUUUCGUCUCGUACUCACCACCCUUACUCACCCCCCGUAUUUAGUGGGUGGAAAGAGUAUCUUAAGGAUUACCAAAAUAGUAAUGCUCGCAGCUGCGCGGUUUUAUUAAAGCAGUUUAACAAUACACCAAUACCGAGGUAAUGAUAUGGUAAUGAAAAAUGAUACAAAAAAAAAGAAACAUAUGUUAGGGCAGAUAGGUAACCAUUACUCAUAACUAAUAUAGAACCGAAGGACGCGAUCAGCGUGAUUCAACGGAAGAAGUGGAAGAUUACAAAACGAUCCCCCCAAGGCGUGUGGGAGCGAACACGAGAAGCGCAAAACAUAUAACAUAAUGGCUUUAGUUAACGUUUAGCGUACCAAUACCAUAUAGAGUCGUACCAUGUACGACCGAACUAACUUAUCCCAGCAUGUAUGCGUAUAGGCAGAUAGGCAUUCUGGCAAUGGUUUUUUUUUGUUUUUUUUUUUGCAAUACAGGUCAAGCAGAAAAUGUGUACUUCUUUCAUUGUUUCCCUUACAGUACUUUAGUUUAAGGAGGAAUUUGUUGUUUUUUUGUCUUUCUCUCUUUUUAGUUAGUGAUAUUUCCAGCUCCAUGAUGUAGGGGCGAGCUGCUUUUCAUGAGAAGACUUGCUUAGCAAUCGUAUACAUUUUCUACUUGCAUAUUCAUUAUUUGACGGUGCUUCAAGGCGCACAAUUAGCGGGAAAAUGUGUUUUGCUAGAACAUCGUAAUCCAUCCUCUAGAUACACCAGAGUAGGAGUUAUUCAAAGCGUUAUACUACAGGAUUGCUAAGCUACGCCGAAUAACUUGUAACAAGCGAAGCAAGCGAUUCGGAAGAACGAAACUGUUGUGCUAAGUGAACACAAUUGUACCAGAAAGUAGUGUUAACAAGAGCCCGCUAGAGAGGGUGAGCAAACAUUUAAGAAAGAUAUACAUAUUUGUUAUACCCCAUAUAUGCAAAAAAGCUUACAGAAAAAAAAAACGAUCGUUUGUAAGCGCAAUUGUGAGCUUAAUUUCCACAAGAUGUAAUAACCACUGAUUAUAAAUGCGCCUUUUUUUCGCCCGUAAUUCCUGUUCAAAGCUUCAGCGUCGUGUGUGAGCGGACUAAGCGGGGGAACACACCUUCCUCCCCGAGCAAGCUGUAUGUAAUAUGUAAGGCACGCGGCAAACGUGGGAGCAAACGUUAUAUUAAAAGUUAAUGAUCGUGUAAAACAGUAAAACGAAAGAAAUAAACAAAUAAAAAAUCAAACAAAAUGAAAUAAAAAUGCGACAGCGUCUGUUCAUUGAAUGGGCGCGCUCGCUUCCAAAAAACGAUCGGAAAACUAAAA